UGGAAGGUAGUGCUCGUUUCAUCGGCUAAAAAUUCAUUGUUUUGAGAGGCAAACAGCUUAUAUUAACCCUUCUACCAAGAGACUAACUAAUGGUAUACAACACGGAGUCUGUCUUGCAAUCAAUGGAGAUUUAACUGGUCGGUAUUCAAGAACAAGAAGAAUCAAGACAAUCAGUAACACUGCAAAACACUUCCUGUUUGAGUGUAGAAUUUAACAGGACAAGUCUAACAAGAAGACCGGAAUAUCAAACGCAGAGGUACGUUCCUUUCGUUCCUUUAAAUUCUCUUCGGCGAAGAUUUAUUUCUGAUUCGAUGAGGGCUUUUUCCAGAAAUAAAACCGGUGGUGAAAGACAUAAGGCGAGUCAAGUAGAAGCAUGUUCGUAGAUCAUGCGGUGUGAUCCGUCGCGUCUACUAGUUCACGAGAAACAAAUUAUUAUAGAAUGGCGGAUUUGUUAUUGUUCUUUCGUAAAUUACAGCAAAAUAGAAGGAAAUAUUGUACAUGGCUAAGUUCUGAGGAUACAGAAAACGUUUGUUUAAUAGAUGGUUUGGAUUUAUUUUAUUCAUCCCCGGCAUAGUCAAUCGAACGAAACCGAACCAAAACUCAAUCGAGCACAAUCGAACCUAAUCGGUCGGAUUGUUGUUCGAUUGGUUCGGUAAUCGAACAUAAUCGAACUGAAACUUUUCGGUGAGUUAGAUUACCGAACCUCAAUCGAACGCAAUCGACGCGAUUAGUGGGGCACGAACGCAAGACGAACCCCUAAGAACGUCUGCGUGGAAGGCUACAAAUUCCCACGCAGCACGCGAGAAUUCACCGCGCUUGGUUGCCCCGGCUUUAAUCUAUAGACCUUGUCACGGUUUUCGACGUCAUCUUGACGAGUAGGCAAACGCGUGAAAAAUUACGAUGUUUGUAUGAAAAUCUAAUGUCGAAUAAUUUCCGUAGUACGGCUGUUCUGAAAAAAAUAUCAAUUACGUGGGGAUUUAUAAGAUAAGAUUUAUGAAUCAAACAAUGUGUGGUCACGUUGAUUGUUUUGCUGGGUAAACUAUUGCAGUACGUAGUCUUUUGGUGCAGGUCAUUGGGCUUUUCAAAAACACGCAAACGCUGAAGCUCAACAGCCGCCUUCACAGUUACGUUUUUUCGCUGCUGUUAAUCGUCAUUACGAUCACAAGAAAAGAAACCUUGAAACACAGAAACUCACAAAACGGAUCGAAAUCCACCGAUCACAAAUCAGAAACCAUGACCUUUUGAAUCCGUUGAAGUAAACUUCUGUUUCCUAAGAGGUCCGCUAAGAUGAUUGGCGUCUGACAUUUUUUUUGACGAGGGGAUCGAAAUGCACCAAUCAAAGAAAGACAAUUUUAAUGGCAUGUUUCCUAAGAGGUCAUCUGAAUUUGCUGUUUUUGAUGUCGUUUGAUCCGAAAUUCUUCAAAGCGGCAGGAAGAAGCAGUUUCGAUAAAAUUUGGCGACGUUGCGAGGAACUUGUCAAUAUAUUGUUAAAGUGUGUUAUCGUAGUGCCUUAAACUUACAAAUGCACACACUGUUCGUGGUAGGCCCACACUAAAAGAUGACACCGAGCGUUUUUGGAAUGGGCUGGUCCGCGAACUCAAAGAAAAACAAACGAAAUUGUCAAGUGGCAUCAAAUACUCAUAGACGAAAUGACAAUCGGAAUAUCAGGAGUAUACGUGUGAAAUGGAUAAGAGUUUGAAGAGAGGAAUGUGUAUCAAGUUUGAGAGUCGAAAGAUUUGUAUAGCUGGUAGUCAGUGUGACAAAAGUGAUUUGGAUAUUCACAGUGCGGAAGACAAGAGGCUGCAUGUGUUAAUAUAUAUGUGUUCCGAUGAAGGAAGAGACGAUUGUCAACAAUUGAAACCAAAAGGGAGUCACGCUUCUUUUGUAACUACUGUGAUAGCUUUAACAAUUCUUCUUGACCUUUCAAUUUUGUUUGGCCGAGUGACUGUUUAUGUACUUGUUUUUGUAUUACGCGUUGUGUUUUAUGUAACGCAGUUCAUGCGCGAUGCUCGGCGUCAGGAUUUUGGGUUAUCAGCAAGUUUUGUUUCACAAUUAAGAGUGUUUUGAUGGCAGUGAGGUGACAGGAAGACGCAAUGACUCUAUUGUAUAGAAGCAGAAUUGUGUUGUAGAGGAAGUAAAAGAAGUUGAAUUUAGAUCUCGUCGUGCAUGGGAAAUUUAUUUAUUAAGGAACUUACAAUUCCGUUGGUUUCAAUAGGGUUAGUCAAUUCUCUCGAUGCGGUCGUGCGAAUAGCAGACUGCCGAUGAAGAAAAUGAAAUCUAUGUUACAGAAAACACGUGAGAGUUUUUGCAUGGAAGGGUAUUCGGAAAAAUACACCAUAUGCCACUGGGUCAGCAUUUGAAACACUCUUAACUGUGAACUACCACUCAUUCAUUUUAACGGUGGGAAUUAUUUGUGCUGCUAUCUACAGCAUUGAGGGUGGGGGGUAUAAAGUAUUUGAUUCUCAUGCUAGAGAUAUGUAUGGUAACAGUCAUAGUGAAGGGACAUGUGUAUUGCUGGAAAUCAAAUCCAUGCAUAAAUUAGUACAAUAUUCAGUCUAUAUGGAAAUGAGGAUAUAUAUGAGCUUAAAGGUGUACAUAUUGCGAACUUUGAAGUUGAAUUUUGUGUGACAUCUUCUUUGGCGCUCGACAACUGAGAGCAAAAAUAUUGUUAAACUCUUGGUAAUAAGCCAAACCAUUCACAACGUGUGUGUGGGUGUACUAACAGUAAGAAACAUAGGCACGUUUAACGUACAUGAGCUAUUUUGAAUGCUUCAGUGUAAUCGUAUCAACAAUCUACUAUUUUAAUCCUAAAGAGACUUUUUUAAAGACUUUUUGCGAACCGCUGCGCACAGCUAGGUCGAUCUUCAUAUUAUAGAUUCACUUUUCUUUGUCUUUCCCUGCAAAAUAAGCAAAUUGUUGAAGUCCUAUGAAUAUCAACUCACCAAACGUUGCUUAAAGGAAAGACUCGAAGGUUUCAAGGUUUCUUCAUGGAAACUUAAGAUAAUGAAGCUCGUCGAAUACCAAAUAGCUAAGAAAUGCCCCGAUUUUCGUCAUUUUUGUAGAUGGUUGCAUCAUCAUUAUUCACGAGGUUGUCACGUGCGAUUCUACUCAAUGAAACAGUCUUUAACUCUGACGACUUGAUUUUGAAAGUGAUAUAAGUUAUUGAUUUUUAAAAGAAAAGAGCCUUCGCUUAAGGCACUAGUUACAAAACUAAAGAUGCCUUCACACAUUCAACUUACAAUAAUUACUGUAAAAAGCCAGUCUGCAUAAGAUAUACAGUCACGCAGUUUGCACGUGAAAGUGUUAGUCUUGGCCCCUUUCUUGGUUCGUACGUGACGGAAUUCAGUUAUCACACAGUAAUCCAGGAUUGUACAAGAACCCCAUAAUGGGGGUACAUUGGUUUGACGUCUUUCUUGACAAACUGGCAUACUGCGCCAAAAUUACAUCCCUGCCAGGCUUAGGGCUUCGUCACGCGUUCCUUUCCCCUGCGUGACGAGGCAAAGAACGUCCGAGUGGGAAGCUAAAAUUGUCUCCCUUUUUUAAAAUUCUAGUCUUGGUUAAAGAAAGUAUAAGAGAUUUGAAAUGCCUUCGCAGUCUGUUCGAAUAUUGCCGCCGCUACAGAAUAUUAGCCAGCGAAAGCGUAACCACGGCCUCUCGUUUGUUUUUCUUUGAGUUCGCGGACCAGCCCAUUCCGAAAACGCUCGGUGUCAUUUGUUAGUGUGGGCCUACCACGAACAGUAUGUGCAUUUGUAACAUGCAAUUAAAACUGUCUUUCUAUGAUUGGUGCAUUUCGAUCCUCUCGUCAAAAAAAUGUCAGACGCCAGUCAUCUUAGCGGACCUCUUAGGAAACGAAAGUUUACUUCAACAGGUUCAAAAGGUCAUUGAGUGUGAUUUAUGAUUGGUGGAUUUCGAUCCGUUUUGUGAGUUUCUGUGUUUCAAGGUUCGUUGCUUGUGAUCUUAUUGUGACCCGAAACCCGACGUUAAUAUUCCAAAUAUUUUUGAUAGAUUUCAUCCCUGGACUUCAGACUUCCCAAUUUCGAUGAGGUAAAAAUACUGAAGAUUCAGAUUAACUUUUGAGAUCGUAAAAGUUUGAUAAAGUGCCGUGCUAGCAGAGCUUUCUUUCCCACAUGCCUCUUACCUUGUACAAGACGUUCGCAUAUUGCACAUUUGCGUCAAAACAAACCGUUUCGAUUGCUCUAUUAGGGCCACGCCCAAAUAAAAAGGAAAGAAGAGCUAACAAUACAGACUGAGACUUUUUGCCAAUUACUUUUUCGGUCCGCCAACUUUUGUGUAUUAAAAAUUGAAUCCUCCUUUUCCCCGUAUUUUCUAAAGCUUGGGUAAAGUAAAUAAUGUGUGUUCAUGGAACAUCUUCACAACGGCGACAAAGAUCCUUAAGUGUGAAAUGACGCCAGAAAUAUUUGCUUAUGAAUGCAUGCUUCACGUUUGAUUGAGAAAGAGAAAAAUGUAAAAAAAUAAAAUAAUUCGCAGUGAAGAGAAAUACUGCUGCAAGUAAAAUAGGUGAUAGCGUCAUUUCGUUACUAUGACGACUCCGAUGUCAUUGGAACCCUGAUCAUAACAAACUUUGAUCGAAAAACUGUAUCGAGCCACCUUAAGUUACGCAUCUGUACUAAUAAAAUAAAAUACAUUUCCAUAACUAUAAUAACACUAAAGCAGCAAGCAUGUAUCAUGUUCCCCACCUAAUUCAUGUUUUUUUUUGCCGGUACGAAAAAGGUCUGUUGAGCUUUGUAAGCGAGAGAAUAAAGCUUGUUUACAGGAUUAAAUUGGUUUGGAAGGAAAUAAAUGUUUGGCCAUCAACCUUAACGUUGCAUGAAGCAUAAUUUAAUCCCAGAUGUUGUGAAGCAGAAGCGAUUUCUUAAAAUCGUUUCAGCAAAUUUUCGAGUAAACAAUUUGCGUUCUUUUACGUACGAAUUUUAAAAGAAACAAAGUCCCACAUCUUCACGUGCAAAUUGUGUGCAUGAGUUAUUUUUAUAAUCCUGCUUACUGGAUUACUGUGAUAAUAAACCUCUUUAGUUUGUAUUUUUUGUUUUCUCAAAAGAAGUCCCAAGUCCCAAGGGAACUUGAACCAUUGUCUUUUCAUAAAUUAUGCGUAGAUGUGCACGUGAAUGAGACGAAAUUUGUAAGAAACGGUUCCCUAGAGUAUUAUCACAUGACCUGUAUUAGGAAAAAACGUACAAGCUAAAGAGGUCUAUUCGAAUUCCCCCACGUAAGAACCACGAAAGGGGCAAGGUCCAACACUUUCAGGUACAAACUGUGUGACUGUACAUCUCAUGCAGACUGGCUUUUCGCAGUAAUAUUAAAAUAGUAACAUGAAUGUAUGAAGACCUCUUUAAUUUUGUAACUAGUGCCUUAAGUAAAGGCUCUUUUCUUUUAAGAAUCAAUAACUUAAAUCACUUUAAGAAUCAAGUCGUCAGAGUUAAAGACUGUUUCAUCAAGUAGAAUCGCACUUGACAACCUCGUGAAUAGUGAUGACGCAACCAUCGAGAUACUUGUAAGGUAUAUACACGUCCUAGAAAACAGUCGGAAUUCGAGCGCGAGUGUUGAUGCUUUGGCAGCGAAUGUGAGCGUAGCAACCUCGUUCCCAGGGUUCUGUCACGCGGAUGUGUGAGUGAAUGUACAACUCAGCAACGAACUAUGUCGUUUUCAUAUCGUGCAGUGAGUUCGUGUCGGAGCCAAAGAGCCGAUCUCUGUUAACGCAAAUUCCAAUUGAACGAGUGAAUAUUGAGCGAGUGUGCAUAUCGAAACCCAUCACAAAAACCCUUUGUAUGAUUGGAAGAUAAAAAGAGGAAUAAGUUAGUGACCAGAAACGGUCAUACUAUAAACUUCCUCUUACAAGCCCUCCACUUAUAACGACCCCCCCCCCCCCCCCCCCCAACACCCCCCCCCUCCACCCCCCCCCACAAAAAAAACAAACAACACCCCACACCACCAUCAACGACAUCGCCGUUCCAUGUAGUAACAGAACGUCAUUUUGUCACAUUUCUAUUAUAUAACAACAACAGCAAAAAUAAAAAAUUUAAAAUCUGGGCAGUGGUUCGUGGCGGGGCCCAAAGGGCGACUCUCGUUAAAGCAAAAUUCCAAUGAACAAAGUAAAUAUGGAGGGGUUUGCAAAAUUAAACCCAAACAAAAAAACCUUUUUUUGUUUGGAAAAAAAAAAAGGGAAAAAAUUUGGUACCAGAAAAGGUCAAUCUUUAAACUUCCCCUUAAAAAGCCCCCCCCUUAAAACGCCCCCCCCCCCCCCCCCCAAGUCAUAGGCCCGUCUACCUGUAAGCAAAAAAAUGGACCAGUUAUCACGCCCCCAGGAUAUAAGGCCCCUCUGGCUUGAAUUGAAGUGAAUUCGUUUUUUAAAAACGUUUUAAAUCCUAAGAAACGAGUAAAUUCAAAAGAAUAAUCUGAUCAGCACUGCUAUGCUAUUUAGUCCACUUAUAAGCCAACCCCCACCCCGUUAAGUUGCAUAAGCAAUAAAGAGCUUAAAAGGGUAAGCUUUCGGUAUGACAUUUCAGUCUGCUGUGUAAACAUUAAUUUUAUCCAUUUCUGUAUUGAAAAAAAUGCUAGUUGAGAAAAAGUACCCACAACCUAUGUAAAUAAAGUAUCCGGUAAGCCGCUUUUAAGUGUAUUUCUUAGGUGUAUUGUAGUGACCUUUAUUGAGGAUGCAAGGAACUGAGUUCAUUAUGCCUAUUUAAUGCCGCGAGACUUCGCAUUUUUGUCAGCAGUGGCAGGACAUUAAUUGUCAGUCACUUAUUCCAAAUUUUUAAUUGUAGUUCUUUUCCACCAUCUUCUUUUUUUGUAUGUUCAACCUCGUUCCCAGGGUUCUCUCCUGGGUAGGAGAGAGAAAAAUAUAUUAAAUACAGCAAGUCCACAGCAACAAACUAAUGAGUGGUGCCGGAUCUCCCAGCUGUGGACCUGAAUCAGUACAAUUAAACUUGAAGAAAAAUAUGAAACGACAAACUGAUCCUAACGGCAAGGCGAUGAAGAAGUAAACAAAAGAAUAAAACAAAAAAUAUAUAUUUAUUUAAAUAUAUAUUUUUUGUUUACUUGUUCAUUUUUUUUUUAUUUUUCUAGGAGAGAGAACAUGGAAACGAGGUUGUUGUAUCUUAAGGAGAGCGUAUAUUUGACAUUUAUUUGUACUCCGGUAGCAGGAGGUUUUAGCCCGGGUUUUAACUAUAUCGCCUGAUCUACAUCCGCACUUGUACCCUUCCAUAAAUACUGUAGUCGCGCCGACCCUUUUUUGACCCCGGCUUGACUCCAAUCCGGUCAAAAAUGUGCAAUUACUGUAGAUGAGUUGUCAUGGAAACGAUGUAAAUACUCUGUUGAUGCCACAUUACGAGAGGUCGGAGUAGAAAAAGAACCCCUUUUUUUCCCCCCCUUUUGCCCGUCUCGUGAUUUACCACUCAAUUAGCCCGCUUGGCAGACGUUUGAAAGGAAAAGGGAAGGGGAUUCAAGGCCAGCGAGAUCGCGCGCCGAAAUUCCGUUCCCCUUCCCUUUCGACAAAUUCAGUUUGAUUUGAUUUUGUGGGACUUCUUGCGGCGACAAAAUUCUGUUGCAGAGACAAAGAUUUUCACAAAAAUUCUCCAGUACACACGAAGGGAUUUGUCGCUGCGACGUGUCGUCACAACGUGUUGCCGCAACUUGUCGCCUAGUGUCCCUUUUGUCUACUGAACGCGCACGCGCAGUACGCAGGAUCCUGUAACAUUAUGCUAUGAUGAUUCCCUUGGUCAUGCUAUGGAGGGACGUAUUGGGGAAAAAACAAGUAAAAAUCUCAAAGAAGAUAUUAUACAGAAGGAUCCCGAUCAACUCGAACUCCCCGCUUACUCGAUCGAACUAAGUCCAAUUUCCCUUGGGUUUCACCCUUCCUUUUAGUCGGAUAACUCGAAUUCCCUAACUCGAACUAAAUUUCCUUUCCUCUGAUCAAAAUUACCCGUUAACUCGAAUUCUGGUUCUUGUAACUCCACUCGGAUGCCAUUCCAUUGGCUCUUCUUGUUGUAUUAUUAGUGAGAGAACUAAAUCUAACAUAGCCUGAGAAAGCAGCCGACACUUUUCGACGCCACCACUGGUUUCCCCGCGAAAUGACGUCUGAGAAACGAGCGCAGAAACUCCAUACCCUCCUGGGCCCCUCUCCUGGAUCCGCUCCUGAUCAGUAUAGAAUUUCUGCGCUCGUUUCUCAGACGUCAUUUGGCUGGGGAAACCGGUGGUAGCGUCGCCAAAUGUCGGUUGUUUUCUCAGGCUAAAUCUAACAUUGGUUAACAAUUUCAGCAAUUUGAUUUUAAUUGGUGCAACGAACAGAUUACCCCUCUGACGUUUUAUCAUAAAAAAUGCCUAAUCAUGUUACUGUUUCUGGUGAGAAGUAAGUUAAACUUGCAGUGCAGUAGCGCUGUACACUGAAGUCCUGAAAAAUCAUGUAACUAUCAAUUUUUAAAACUGAAAAUUGAAUUUUGCAAUCUACCCCAAUAACUCGAACCCUCGCUUACUUAAACUGUUUCCCCCUUCCCUGUCGAGUUCGAGUUACCGGGGUUAUUGUAAUAACAUUCUAUUCCUGAGUUGACUAGAAACUAAUGAAACUCAUUUGUUUCCACUGACUAGAAACUAAUAAAAGUCCUUUGUGUCCAUGGCUUCUGCGUCACCUGCAACUUCCUCUACAAAAGAAACAACUAAUUAUGCCAGGUUAUGCCGUCUUCUCGUCGAUGUGGGCACUUUUGCCCUCAGGGAUUGCUUUGAUGCCAUUUACACCCCGCGAUCUCUUCACACGUUCUUAGCAGCUAAUCAACCCACUUUGCAGUCUCUGAGAUCAAGUAGGAUCAUCAAUGCUAUACAAUGGGGAAAACUCUUUCCUGUAGUCCCUUCUUCAGUGGCUUCAACAGAUUUCGAUAUCACCUUGCUGAUGAUUCUUUUAAGAAACAUCUGUGGCCUGGCUCCCCCAGUUACUGGCUGGGACGCCCUUCCUGCCGCCACAGACUUCAGCCGUGAAGCAGACAUUGCACGAGUCAAGUACUUCAGGAAUACAGUGUACGCUCAUGCUGAGUACGCUUCUGUUGAUGAUGCAACAUUCGACACACACUGGAGGGAAAUCCGAGACACUCUAGUAAGGCUGGGAGGAGUUACUUACGAGGUAAUCAUUCGCUUAAGUCACCUAGCAUUGUUACUGCCAUUUUCACUAUGGUUUAAUAGAACAGAAAGAUUGGCAGGUAGUCAAAACAGAGCUUCAUACAAAUUGUUCUUAUCAGAACCAUAGAAAAUGUAGGGACAACAGCGUGGAGAAUGUGUAUGCUGAUUUUAAUACGUAGGAGGGAUUAUACCUAUUAGUAAAAUCCAACUAGUGGUCUAUUAUCAGUGCUGUGUUCUGAUUGGUUGAGCUACUACUAGGCUAUAUGUUAUAGCCCACUAGUAGCGAAAAGCGCCGGCUUUGAAAACCAAAACAACGGCGGCUGAAUAGCGUUUUGACCAACUAGUUGGGUUUUAUUAAAACAAUUAUUCCUCUCGCCCUCAUGGCCUCUGAGUCAAUAGCCCAUGAGGCCUUCCAUGGGCUAUUGACUCAGAGAUUAACUGUUAAAUACGCUGAUACACUAGUACACAGUGAUUUCUAAAAUGUUUAUUCCUUUCUAUUUCAAGGUCGCUAUUGACAACCUGGGAUUUUGUAGUAUGGAUCCCAGCACGGAGCAUCACUACAAAGAACUCCUUGAUCAGUGGAAAAAUGAUGAAGAUAACAUCAGAAAUGAAUUAAAAGUAAUUGGCACCGACGUAAAAGAAGUUGCUACCGACGUCAAAGAAUUUGGAACAGUUAUAAAAGAAGUGGGAACGGACAUAAAAGAAUUUGGCACAGAUGUUAAAAACCUCGCAAAGAAGCUUGAUGACUUUGUGACAUCAACUGUGACUCCUGUCAGGGAAAUCAACGAUAAAGGCAAGUAUAGACAAAUAGACGCUCUCAGAGCGCGGACUAUUUCUGCAAACACUGAGGAAAACGUCAACUGAGGCAAAAAAAGUAAAGGUCUUGCGUUUUAAAAUUGUCUUGAAUUUAAGUUACUGAUAAGCAGCUCUCAGCUAGCACAGAUCUGCGAAAACCGGGUUGACUUUGAAAACACUACCGUGAGAUGCUUACAGCCAAUGGCAAUAAAGUUAGUUGUUUCAAUUAAAUCGCCUUGAGAUCCAGAGGAAAAUUAGAAGGACAGAGGAGUAAACAAUAUUUCAUCUGUAAGGUUACCACACACCAAGCUCUUAAGGUUAUGUUACACGAGACGAUUCACAACGACGAUUUUUAGGGCAACACAGCGUUGUGACAUUGUUGCGACGUUGUUUCGAAUUGUUACAACAUUGUUCCAACAUUACAACACUGUGUUGCGCUUAAAAUCGUCGUUGCGAAUCACCUCACCUUAAAAGUUGAUGUUACACGGGGCGAUUUGCAACGACGAUUUUUAAUGCAACAUAGCGUUGCAACUUUGUUGCGAAAUUGUUUCGAAUUGUUGCAACAUUGUUAGACUUGUUACAACAUUGCACUGCUUUGUUGCGUUAAUUAUCACCUUUAAGAUUGCUGAGAAUGCUUGUAAGGGCGUGCUACAAAAGUGCGAAAAAUAAACACAAGCACAGAAGCCUACGUUUAAACCAGUGAGACGUAAGGACAUUUACAGGCAUCGUGAACUUGUGCCCGCGAAAUGCUUGCGUUGUCCCAGUUUGUAUGUACAUCAAAACGACGCAAAACUCUGCUGGUUUCAGUUUAUUCAUACGGCUGCCAGUUUACAGCCUAGCGAGGGAUUGCGAUAAACGUAUUUCUAGUUGGUGGAAUUUGGCUUGGGGGCCUGAAAGUUUGUGUUAGAUCUCUGAGCUCCGUUUACCCUUCAAAGUGCGGUACUUGUGUGAGCGCGUUUAUGGGUACGAGUUUAAUUGUGAAUAUACGCAAGACGUGGUGUUAAUUCUUACGGAGAUAAGGCCCUGUUCGCACUCCGACCAAAAAUAGAGUUUGGCGGUUGGAGAAAGUUUGAAAAUUUUGUAAUCACCAUUUUUUGCUUUUGCAACCUUUGUCGCAUCCGAGACAAGUGAAAUGUUUUCUUCUAAGCAGAAACGUCAAUUAAAGGAACUGUAAUUGGUCAUAUUCUUGAAUUAAGAUGACCCGACUAAAGGUGAUGUUACACGGGACGAUUCUCAAAGACGAUUUUAAGCAUAACACAUCGUUUCAAUGUUGGAACAAUGUUGUAACUAUUCGAAACAAUGUCGCAACUAUGUUGUAACGCCGUGUUGCGCUAAAAAUCGUAGCUGCGAAUCGUCUCGUGUAACAUCACCUUAAGGAUAGCUGUCAAGGAACAAAGGAGUAUUUCGCCUAAAAUUGUAGGCCUCCAAACUUUCUCGACGGCAUCUUUGAAGCUUGGUUAACACUUGUGAAAAUUUAGGUAAGUGAAUAAAAUCGUUCGCAGUAGAAAUGGCUUUUUGUUGACAGAUGUUUUUGCAAGCAAACAAAAUUUUGCGUAGUGCGAACAGGGCCCAAGUCUCGGUGCGGAGUAUUUGUUAUUAGACUCGUAGUUCCCUUUACGCUGUCUCAAACAGGUACUUCGUUUGGUAUGUUCCUUCGUGUUAUCAACUAACUUAACUUUUUUUCGUUUUUCAUAAGGUAACGGGCCAGAAAUUAAUGAGAUCGUGGAUACCUCUUUGGUGUGCAGAGAGAAAUUUCACGAGAAGGAGCUUCUGGCUUCUUUUUGUAAACAGUGCAAAGUGUGUAUUUGUCGCAAGUGUGAACAGACACGUCACAGUCAUCACACAACGGUGGAUAUCGAUCAAGCUGCAGAGCAACACAGAGUCGCUAUUGAAGACAUUGUACAGGAAAUGAAGAGAAAAAUUGCUGAUCAUAAAGAACAAGCGGAAAGAACAAAGGAAUCUUUCAACAGAAGUGGAGAGAGUAUUGCUACCGCACGCAAUAAACUAAUGACAUCUGUUGAAGAACUCAUCCGAUUUUUACGAGAAUACGAAAAAACAGCAAUAACUAAGUUAGAAAUCAUUGAAGGAAAAUACCAAAGAGAGCAGGCAGCGCAACAGGAACAUUUUGAAAUUUCUAUGAAUCAGUUACAAAUACAGGUCGAGGGGUGCGAAGACAUCUUAAAGAGGAACAAAAGCGUUGAAAUUCUUCAAGCACAUCAUGCACUUAUCGGACGCUGCAGAGGUCUUCUAAAUGCAGAAAAGCUGAGCAUUUACAAACCAGCGCAUGUCAGAUACAAAUUAAUAAAGGGCAUAAGGAAAAUUUCAGAAGUGCAGUCGAGGCAGUGGGUGGCAUUAUUAUAAGUAGCAUAGAUCCUUUGCAGUCGGUGGCUGAAGGAACAGGGUUACAGGAAGGUGAGGUCGGAAGGGAAGCGAAAAUUAAAAUAACAACUUUAGAUUUUGAUGGUAACCAUUGUUCCAAUGAAGGCGAUCAAAUUCUCGUCAAAGUUCAGUCUUUCUUAAGGAAAGAGCUGAGCCACAAGAUUUCAUCCGGCAAAGUUGGUGAAUUUCUCGUUAAUUACACACCAGAUUGUGUUGGUGAACAUGAAGUGACAAUUGCGGUUAACGGAGAGCCGCUGACUGGUAGUCCAUGGCGUGUUUUUGUGACUCCACAUCGUUAUAGAUAUUGUUUUUCAUCCGAACCUUCAUUAAUUAAGAAUAUGCUGAAAAGACGAGGUCAAAUUGGUUGUCCCUGUUCUAUUGCAAUAGAUGACUGGUCUGGCAAUGUUGCAGUGGCCUAUUAUGAAAAUAGGGUAAUGCUCUAUCGUUUUUCUCUGCAGUGUGGGAAGCUGUGUGUAGAAAAGCUUGAUACCCUUAAACAACUAAAUAAACCUACAUCAGUAGCAUUCACCAAUUAUAGUGAGAUCGUGGUGAUUGCUUCUGGAAAGAUGUUUCGUUUGAACUGGAAAAAGGAAUUUGUAAAACAUGUCGCCAACAAACACCUGCAGAAACCACAGUAUCUAAAUAUUGCCCAUGAUGGACGCAUGCUGGUGUGUGACAGCGAUACAGUCAAGGUCCUGUCCUCUGAUGGCGCAAAAUUGCUACUAACCAUCAAUGAUCCUGAUGGUGCCAUCUCACGUUGUGCACUGUGUUAUCAGGACAUGUUUUUUGUUUCCUCUCAGACAGGCGUUAAGGUUUUCAGCAAAGAUGGCGUUUUCUUGUACAAUAUUGGUAACUCCGAGACUGGUGAAGGACCACUCAAGUCUCCUGUUGGUCUUGCAAUUGACAGGUUUAAUAAUCUGGUGGUGUGUGAUUGUCAGAAAGCAAAGCUACAGGUUUUCACCCUUGAAGGAAAAUAUGUAAACGCAAUAGAAGGAGAAGACACUGGGCUUAGUGCACCUCAUUCUAUUGUUGUGUCACGUAGUGGUCGGCUGUGGGUGAGUGACGUUAACAAAAUGUGUGUUCACCUUUUCCAGUGA
This is a messenger RNA of Porites evermanni, 13391 nucleotides long. The record is from the annotation of a GenBank genome assembly. Lineage: Eukaryota; Metazoa; Cnidaria; Anthozoa; Scleractinia; Poritidae.